AUGAUUCUCGUUGGAAUCAAUGCAGUUAAUCGAUUAAAUAAUCCACAAACUAUUGGUUUCGAUAGUUUGGGAAGUUUAUGUGCAACCGAUAAAGGAAACAAUCGAAUCCAAAAGUUUCUCCUCAAAGGAAAUUUUUAUGCUCGAACAAUAACAUUUUCAUCAACGACAGGUAAAUUCAAUUAUCAUCUUCCAUUUUGCCAAUAG
Molecule: messenger RNA, 204 nt
Organism: Adineta ricciae
Lineage: Eukaryota; Metazoa; Rotifera; Eurotatoria; Adinetida; Adinetidae
Source: the annotation of a GenBank genome assembly